Molecule: messenger RNA, 1993 nt
Organism: Hyla sarda
Lineage: Eukaryota; Metazoa; Chordata; Amphibia; Anura; Hylidae
Product: posterior protein-like
Exons: 3
Coding region: 95-1993 (632 amino acids)
Molecular function (GO): nucleic acid binding; zinc ion binding
Source: RefSeq, a predicted model, not a curated record
AAGUUACUGGUCAGGUGAGGCCUAGGAUUUGCUUGUUGGUGUAGGAGUGGUUGCAUUGUUAGUUUUGUUUGUUGUAUAUUACUGUAUUGUCAAUAUGGAACUUGUGGAGAAGUUUGUGGAGAAGCAUGCCUCUGCUAAGUACCAGACAUGUGUAGAUGGGUCUCUGGGAGAUCAGUUUUUGGCAUUGAGGAUGCAGUGCCAGGAGUAUAAUGGUAACAUUGAUUGUAAAAAGAAUAGCAAGAAGUGGAAGAAAGAAAAGUUAGGUAAUGAAAUCUUAUUGCUUAUGAAAAUUAAGGAGAUAGCGGAAGAGAAGGAGACCAAGUGGCAGAAUGAGAGGAGGCAGAUGAAAGAGAGUUUAGAUAAGAUUGCAGAGUCUGUUCUUGAAAUUUCUGCAGAGUCCAGUAAUGAAUUGGGACAUUUAAAGGCAGAAAUAGAGGAAUUAACCGAAAGUAACAAAGGGCUGGUGGAGUUGGCAGAGAGGUAUGAGCUUAAGGUUCGCUCUAACAGGUCCCAUUUAUUGUCUUUAGAGAAUAAAAUUAGUCAGAUGGAGGUGAUGAUAGCUGAUUUAGAAGGGCAGCUGUCUAAAGCAAGAUCCCAGCUAGUCAGCCAAGAGCAGCACAUUCGGUCCCUUACAUUGCAUAAAUGUGAAGCAACAAAUAUCUGCACAAUCUCAUCUAUAGAUUGGGGCGAGGUAACAGGCAUGGUAGCUGAUAGUCCUCCAGCUUUGACCAUCCAGGACAGACUCCAUUUGUGUAAAGUUAUUGGAGACUGUAAUACUAGCGAAUCACCCAUAACUUUAUCCAAUAGGUUUGAAGCUGUAGUGAAGCAGUAUCACCUAGAUAACAAAGAUGCCUGGUCUCUGCUCCGAGCUUGGCUUCCAGGGCCACUGGCAGCGCAGUUAACAUGUGCCCACAUAGAUAAUGACUGUAGAGGUGCAGAAUUCAGGAGGAAGGAGCUGCAGCAUGUUUUGGGUGGGCGAGACAUUAGGGGUGAAGAUGCCCUAAGAAAAUUGCGGUUCAGGCGAUGUGAUGAUCCGGUCAUGUUUUGUAAUGAUUAUCUCUCCCUAUAUAAGUCUGUUUAUAACUGCCCAGAAAUGUCUCAGGAUGAUACCAAUUUCCUCUAUUCCAUGGCAAAUAGAUGUAACGUAGAUUACACCACGAGAUUGGCGCUGAGAAAUACCAGCUCCCAUGAGAAAUUUAUCAAUAUUUUGAGGGACUGGUGUGAAGGGUCUGGAGACAGGAAUGAGACACCUGAAAACAUAUCUGUUGUGUAUAGACCUAGGAGGAAAUGGUGGGUUAGAUAUUGUUACAAAUGUGGGAGACCAGGACAUAUUAAAAGAUAUUGUGAGACAUCUAAUGUGUAUUCUGAGCCUAUAGACAAUUCAUCACAGCAGGAGGUUAGCAGCAUUCAGCCUGAGGGGGAGAAUACCACCCAGAAUAAAGAGGUCACACAAAGGUGUGAAGAGAUGGGUGAUAUGGAGACUAACCCUGUUACAUUUGCAUCAAAAUCCCCAACAAAACAGUCGCCUAAUGUGAAUAAAGUAGAGACAAAGAAACAGAAAGACACAUCCCCUUGUGAACAGCAAAAGGCAGGCAAUCUGAUUAUUAAUGACUAUAUGGAGCAGAUUAGAAGUGAGGCGGGAUGGAUGGCAUCCAACAGGAGUAAGACACCACAGACUGAUGUCCCCAGCCGUCAAGAUCGGGCAGUUGGCCUUGAGCAGACCGCUGGGACCUGCGCAGCACCACCUCUGGAGAGUCAGGAACUGGAUGGACCUCUGGAAGCUCCACAGGUACUUCUUCAUCAAAGACUGAAGCUUGGACUUGAUCCGGGAUCAGCUGAACAGAAACUGUCAGUGCCUGGACUGGAGAGGCAGGGACUACUUCUGGAACCGUGGGAGCUGGUACACAAACUGGAGCUAGAGGGGAUAGACCAGAAGCCGAUGCACCGACUAAAGUUGUGUGGGUCAACCCCGGUGCUGGAGGUAAACAGAUAA